Hevea brasiliensis (rubber tree) is the source of this 3132-nucleotide messenger RNA. RefSeq names its product putative receptor-like protein kinase At3g47110. The record is from RefSeq and is a predicted model, not a curated record. Gene Ontology annotation, cellular component: plasma membrane. Gene Ontology annotation, biological process: protein phosphorylation; hormone-mediated signaling pathway. NCBI's taxonomy places the organism in Eukaryota, Viridiplantae, Streptophyta, Magnoliopsida, Malpighiales, Euphorbiaceae. The coding region runs from base 1 to 3132 and encodes 1043 amino acids. The transcript has 4 exons. Gene Ontology annotation, molecular function: protein binding; protein kinase activity; ATP binding.
AUGAGGAUCUUUUUACUUCUAGACAAAUCAGUGAAAACUAAAGUGAAGCUUGGUAAAGGAGAGAUGGUCCAGGCUAAAGGCAAAGGUACCAUUGCUAUGCAGACUAUAAAAGUUGCUAAGGUUACAAUGGUUGAGAAUAGUUUUCCAUUAAUAUCUGAAAGCUUGAAUCAGCAUGUUUAUAGUUCAAAGGUUGACGAAACUUGGUUGUGGCAUAAGAGAUAUGGGCAUUUUAAUCUUGCUUCUCUGAAGUUUAUGCAAACUCAUAGUAUGGUGAGGGAUAUUCCUACUAUAAGUGUCUGGUUCCUCAACCUGGUUGACAACAAGUUCUAUGGUGAAAUUCCCCUGGAAGUUGGUCGCCUAUUCAGAUUGAGAAUUCUUGACCUGUCAAACAACACACUAGGUGGAGAAAUUCCACUCAAAAUCACCUACUCCUCAGAGCUCAAGGUUUUGAAUUUAACAAGAAACAGGCUGGAGGGAAAAAUUCCUGCUGAGCUGGGCUCUUUAAAGAAGCUUGUAACACUUAGGCUUGGAACAAAUAAUCUCACAGGAGAGAUCCCACAAUCCCUUGGAAACCUUUCCUCUCUCAAGGUCUUUUCUGUAGGCUUUAAUAAUCUGCACGGAAAUAUUCCUAGCGAAAUGGGACAAUUAACAAGUUUAAUCAUCUUUGUGAUCAACUUCAACAAUCUAAGUGGUACAAUCCCUCCCACCCUUUAUAAUAUCUCAUCUAUCAGUCUCUUUUAUACUUCAUCAAACCAACUGAGUGGCAGUCUCCCAGCGAACCUAGGCCUCACUCUUCAUAACCUGCAACAACUUGCCAUGGGUGGCAACCAGUUUCAUGGAAGCGUUCCUGUUUCAUUGGCCAACGCUUCUCAGCUUCAAGAUCUUGACAUCUCUCGCAACUUUCUCACGGGACAAGUUCCUACCAAUCUGGGAAAUUUGAAUGAUCUUCAGCGGUUUAGUUUGGGGCACAACUUUCUGGGAAAUAGCACGAGUCAAGAUUUUAAUUUCAUAACAUCUUUGUCAAACUGCAGCAAUCUAAAAAUUCUAUUUUUUAGUGCAAAUAAUUUUGGUGGCUUGUUACCUACUUCCAUAGCCAAUUUGUCUACACUUUAUGUAUUAGGCAUGGGAAGUAAUCAUAUAUCAGGUAAAAUCCCAAUAGGGGUUGAGAAUCUUGUCAAUUUGUACGAAUUAGCCAUGGAGAUAAACCUUUUUUCUGGUGUUAUUCCUUUUUCAUUUGGGAAGCUUGGAAAGCUGCAGUUAUUGAAUUUAGGAGGAAACCUACUGUCUGGUGAAAUCCCAACAUCCCUAGGUAAUAUCACCCAGCUAUAUCAGCUUUAUUUAGAUGAAAACAAAUUAGAAGGAAAAAUACCUUCUAGUAUUGGGAACAUCCAAUUCCUCAAACGGUUGGAUAUUUCACAGAAUAAGCUGAUUAGUAUCAUACCACAACAGAUCUUUGGUCUCUUCUCUCUAUCAGAACUUCUCGACUUAUCACAGAACUCAUUGACAGGUUCCUUGCCCACCCAAGUUGGCGUCCUGAAAAAUAUUUAUGCAUUAGAUGUUUCAGAGAACAAGUUAUCUGGCAAAAUUCCUGAGACAAUAGGUGAUUGUUUGAGCCUAGAAAUCCUUAAUUUGCACACUAACUCUCUUCAAGGACCUAUUCCUUCAUCUUUUGCUUCCUUGAGAGGUCUCCAACACUUAGACCUGUCAAGAAACAACUUAUCAGGAAAAAUUCCAGAAGAUCUGGAGAGCCUUUCGGUUUUACAAUAUUUGAAUCUCUCUUUCAACAACUUUGAAGGUGAAGUGCCAAAAAAAGGAGUUUUUAGAAAUGCAACGACAUUUUCAGUUGUUGGAAACAGUAAGCUUUGUGGGGGGAUCCCUGAACUGCAGUUGCCACCAUGUCCUAUCCAAAAAAAGAAACAGAAAAAGACUUCCACAAUCAUAAUCCUUGUCACAACCAUCAGUUCAGUUGUGUUCUUCAUGACAAUAACCUGCCUCUGUGUUUUCUAUCGGCGAAAGUCGAGAAGGAAUCCUCCUUCCAUGCCUUUUAUUGCGGAUAAGCUGUUUCAAAUUUCAUACAAGGAACUCUUCCAGGCAACUGCAGGAUUCUCUCAAGAAAACUUAAUUGGACAAGGUAGUUUUGGCUUAGUAUAUAGAGGAAGUUUACUUCAGCAUGGAGACAAGUUAGUUGCGAUAAAGGUUCUCAAUCUUCAACAGCAUGGAGCUUCCAAGAGCUUCUUCGCUGAGUGCAAAGCAUUGACCAAAAUCCGACAUCGAAAUCUGGUAAAGAUCUUGACAUGCUGCUCUAGUAUUGAUUUCAAAGGCAAUGAUUUCAAAGCUCUAGUGUUUGAUUUCAUAGAAAAUGGAAGUUUGGAAAUGUGGUUGCAUCCAGAAGAAAGUGGUAUUGAUCAUUCACGGACUCUGAACCUUCUCCAAAGACUUCAUAUUGCAAUUGAUGUGGCUUCUGCACUGAAUUAUCUUCAUGACCAUUGUGAAGUGCCAAUCAUUCAUUGUGACUUAAAACCAAGUAAUAUUCUUCUUGAUAGUGACAUGACAGCUCAUGUUGGUGAUUUUGGAUUAGCAAGGUUCCUUACCAAAACAACCAGCUGCUCUUCUCAAGGCCAAACUAGUUCCAUUGGGAUGAAGGGAACAAUUGGGUACAUGGCUCCUGAGUAUGGCAUAGGCAGUGAGGCAACAAUAUCAGGAGAUGUUUAUAGCUUUGGGGUAAUUUUACUGGAGAUGUUCACAGGGAAAAGGCCAAUUGAAGAAAUGUUUACAGAUGGUCUAAAUCUCCACAAUUUUGUCAAAGCUAAGCUCCCAAGACGAGUCAUGCAAGUUGUGGAUCCAGUACUUCUCACAACAGGAGAACUAGGGACACCAACAAAUAUGGCAGAAAAUAUGGAUGACAAUGACAUUGAUGAUACUCAAAUAGAGAUCCAAGAACAUGAUUUCAGUAUUGAAAAUUUGGGAUCAAAGGGAGAGGAUGUGAAAAAAUGUGUGGUAUUAGUCCUUGAACUAGGACUUGCAUGCUCAGUAGAAGUACCAGGAGAUCGAAUGAAUAUGAGGGAUGUCACAAGAAAAUUGAAUUUCAUCAUGGAAGCUAUUCUUCGGCUGAGGACUCAGAGAGCCAAUUGA